Messenger RNA from Ustilaginoidea virens, 1758 nucleotides. RefSeq lists its product as uncharacterized. Gene Ontology annotation, cellular component: nucleolus. The record is from RefSeq and is a predicted model, not a curated record. Bases 1 to 1758 code for a protein of 585 amino acids. The transcript has 3 exons. NCBI's taxonomy places the organism in Eukaryota, Fungi, Ascomycota, Sordariomycetes, Hypocreales, Clavicipitaceae. Gene Ontology annotation, molecular function: GTP binding.
AUGGGUACCGCAAAGAAAGAAUCCAGUAGAAAAAUUCGUCAGGGAAAAACUGGAGAUGGACUCGGCAACGUUCGCGUGAAGGGCGAAAAUUUUUAUCGCAAUGCGAAGAAGGUUAAAACUCUGAAUAUGUAUAAGGAGGGAAAGGCUCAAAGGAACGCAGAAGGGAAAAUCAUCAAAGCAGCUUCUUAUCAGUCUCGAGAUGUUCCAGACGCUCGUAUUGAGCCGAAUCGAAAGUGGUUCACCAAUACCCGCGUGGUAUCACAGGACACUCUGAAAGCAUUUCGCCACGCCAUGGCAGAAAAGGCGAACGACCCUUAUCAGAUUCUUCUGAAGUCAAACAAACUUCCCAUGAGUCUUAUUCGGGACGGUCAAGGUACCAAUGGUAUAAAGCAACACGAAGCUAAAAUGACUGUGGAGAUGUCACCUUUCGGCGAGGUCUUUGGACCAAAGGCGCAACGAAAGCGUGUCAAGCUCGGCGUGAGCAGCCUUAAAGACAUGGUCGACAAUAAUGAGAAAAGUAUGGAUUCCUACCAAGAUCGCCUGGAACAAGCUAGGCUAUUGAGUGGAAUGGCUGGUCAAGACGAGGAACAUAACCCGAUUACGAUGGCUAUUGAGCCUGUUUUCGACAAGGGCCAAAGCAAACGAAUUUGGAAUGAGCUGUACAAAGUCAUUGAUUCAUCUGACGUGGUAGUCCACGUUCUAGAUGCCAGAGAUCCUAUUGGGACUCGUUGUCGUAGCGUCGAGAAGUACCUCAAGGAAGAGGCGCCACACAAGCACCUGAUUUUCGUGUUGAACAAGUGCGACCUGGUUCCCACAAGCGUUGCAGCAGCUUGGGUUCGUAGCCUGUCCAAUGAAUAUCCCACUUUAGCCUUCCAUGCCAGCAUUACCAAUUCCUUCGGCAAAGGCUCUUUGAUCCAACUCUUGAGGCAAUUCUCGACCCUCCAUGCAAAUAGGAAACAAAUCUCCGUUGGACUUAUUGGGGGACCUAAUACUGGUAAAUCUUCAAUCAUUAAUACACUUUUGAAAAAGAAAGUCUGUGCUGUCGCUCCAAUACCGGGUGAGACAAAAGUAUGGCAAUACGUCAGUCUUAUGAAGAGGAUAUAUCUUAUUGAUUGUCCAGGUGUUGUGCCGCCAUCGAGUACAGACACUCCUACGGACCUUGUCCUACGCGGCGUCGUUCGGGUAGAAAAGGUAGAGCAUCCAGAGCAGUAUAUUCCAGCUUUGCUUGGUCGUGUAAAGCGGCAUCAUAUGGAAAAGACCUAUGAUGUGAAAGGAUGGGAGAACUCUACCCAGCUUCUUGAGCUAUUGGCAAGAAAGAGCGGCCGUCUUCUCAAGGGUGGAGAGCCCGACUUAGACGGUGUGGCCAAGAUGGUUCUAAACGACUUCAUGAGAGGCAAGAUCCCUUGGUUUACCCCUGCUCCAUCAACAAAUCUUGAAUGCGAUGGAUCUAACAGUCGUGAUGACUGUUUGGGUGAGAUGCCAAAAAAAGGAAUGCAAUUUAACGCCAACGAAGUUUAUCGGCAAAACAGCGUGGAACAGCACAGUAUCACAGAUGCAGAUAUGAAUAAUGUGGAGUGUGAGGGAUUGGACGGCAAUCACAACACGAGCGAGACAUUCAAUGAUACAAUGGGAGCAACAGUCAGCGCCAAGAAGCACAAACACGUGUCCAGCACCCCGGCCAGGUCACCAUAUAUCGAUAUUGCCAGUUUUGCGAAGAAGGAAAGCGAACAACCGAGCAAACGACGUAGAAAGUCUUGA